This is a messenger RNA of Pocillopora verrucosa, 6102 nucleotides long. Lineage: Eukaryota; Metazoa; Cnidaria; Anthozoa; Scleractinia; Pocilloporidae. The record is from RefSeq and is a predicted model, not a curated record.
GCGCUGGAUUCCUCGGUAUCUGGCUUCAUCGUUGGAAGGCUGUUGACCUGUUUUCCCAAAAGGAAUCUCUGAUCCCAAAGACUUUAUUCCUUCAGCUGGCUCCUUGUCUGACCAAUCAGCUGGCUUUUGGAAUACCACUGUGACAUCACUAAAACGUGAUCAACAAAGGAUUGCAAAUGGUGUGUGGGGGAGCUCAGAAAACGCGCAGGUGUACUUGAUGACUCCAUCUUUGUAUUUUGGAUCAUAUGGCGUCAGCUACUCCUUCACCUCUUGCCAGUUCUGUUGAGAAGACAAAUGGAGCCAAGCUCAGCCGACUUCUCAUCGAUGGUGGAACAACAGUUCUCAGGAACGUUUUCAAUGGAUAUCAUCCCCCAGCAAGUCUUUCAGCCGCGUUGAAUGCAAACUAUUCAACUCUGAAUACUCUCUUAAAGAAACGAAUUUUACACAGAUCACAAUGGGAUCUAUUGUUUCCUCCAAGCGGUGCUCCUCCAGACUCCCAGACAUUUGAUAUCACUCUUUUAUUCCUUCUCUUAACCAACAUUUGUGGUCUCUUCCCACCCCACUCAGGGUGGCACACCAAACCACUUUUAAGUGACAACUCCCUUGAAGCAAAUCUUGCUCGCAUAAAGUUUUACCGCAAUGAAUUGUAUGGCCAUGUUACCACAACUGGUAUUGCUGGUCCAACUUUCUCAACUCUGUGGCAGGAGAUAAGUGCUGUUCUUGUUGCUCUUGGCUUGCGGCGGACAGAAAUUGAUAGAUUGAAGGCUGAGCAUUGUGGAGAGCAAGAGUUCUUAGAUGCGUUGCUUGAGUGGGCUGAUUCUGAGGAAGAUAUAAAAUCACAGCUGAAGGACAUACGGGAUAUUGAGACCCAAGUGCUGCAAACUGUUGAUGAAGUACGGCAGAUUCAGUCAUUUGAUCACGAAACUAUUCGUGAAAGUAAAGCAAAGCUGGUAGAAGUUCAUCAAUUGCAAAAGAACUUGCAAGAAUCUGUCAGUAUUGUGCAUCAGAAUCGACUUCAAGACAGUAAAGCCAUUCAAGAUACCAAGUUAACAGUUGAAAAAGUCUGCGAGAAGCUUCAAACUUUGGAGGAGGCAUCCCAGCACACCAUUCAAAAUUUGAAUGACGAGAAUGAGAGCAUCAGGGAUGACAAAGUUCUUGCGAAACUAGCAAAGGUGGACAAUUUAGCUGAAAUAAGACGCCAUGCAAGCAGAUAUGUUGAGGGAACUCGUUUAUCGAUUCUUAAAGAAGUCGAGAGCUGGUUAGCUAACAAAAGUUCUCCAAAUAGAGUGAUUAUUAUUAGCGGGAAUGCUGGAAUGGGAAAGUCUGUAAUCUCAGCUGUCUUGUGCCAAAAGAUGUUAGAGGCUGGACGAUUGUCAGGGAGCCACUUCUGUCGGCAUAACAUGGCACGCCGAAGGAAUCGCAAAGUGAUGCUGCAGUCGUUGGCCUGUCAGCUCUCCGAAUCGCUGCCAGAGUACAGGAAGGCUCUCGUGAAGAAGUUGUCGAGAAAUGUGGGCGUUGAAAUUGGAGACAUGGAAGUGGAAGAACUGUUUGAAUUCUUGUUUAACGAACCUCUUUCAGAUUUGAAAGACCCAGGCUCUAUCCAUCUCAUGGUUAUAGAUGGCUUAGACGAAAGUGAAUACCAGGGACGUAAUGAGCUUUUAAAUGUGAUUGCGGAUUACUUCAAGACGCUUCCGUGUUGGAUACGAUUUGUGGUAACAACGCGACCUGAAAUGAACAUCUUAGAGAAGAUUCAAGACUUAAAUCCCAUACAGCUGAACCCAAACGAUCAAGAAAACUUGAUGGACGUUAGGCUUUGCUUUCAAGAGCAACUGGAACAUGUUCUGCAAUCUGAUUGCCAAGAUACCAUCUUAGAGAAGCUUGUUGAAAAGUCAGAAGGAGUCAUGUUAUAUACCUAUUACCUGACAGAGUUCAUUAAGAAGAAUGCUGUACGUAUGAAUGCUGCUGAAGUGAUCAACAGCGACUUGCCAUCAGGUAUUUCGUCCGUUUAUCAAGACUACUUCAAACGCCUGAAAAAGGAAAUGCAGAAAGAACUAGGUAUCACCGAAGAGCAAUUCUUUGAUUUUUUAAAUGCCAUGGUGGCAGCAAGAGAACCAUUACCUGUCGAGUUUGUCUACAAGUUGUUCCUUUCAAAAGAAUGGUCAUCGGCUGAUGAGCAAAAAGUACGAGACGCAGUUGAUUGUAUCUCGGCUCUUCUACCCAUUGAGGGCGAGUGCAUUGACUUCUUUCACAAGUCAGUCAAGGACUGGUUGGUCGAGGAGUCUACUUCGAGGCAAAAGAAGUUUAUUGUUAGCAGAAAAGAAUGUCAUCGCGUCAUUGCAAAACUUUGCAGAGAUGAACUAGAUGAAUUGAAACUUAAAGGGAUCCAGAGUUCAACACUGAAACAGACGUCGAGGUAUGCCUUGCAGCAUGGUGUUCAGCAUAUACUUGAGGUAGAAGAGAAUGCUCGUCCAUGUAGCCUGGACGACAUUGUAAAGAAUUAUGUUUUGGACCUAGAAUUGGUCUAUGCAAAGCUAACUGUGAAGAGUACAGCAGCCACUGAAGAUGUUCUUUGCGUACAAGAGAAGGAAAAUACAAAUGGUUUGUCAAAGAAUUGCAGAGAAGCCCUGGAGACGUUAUUGUUGCUGUUGCGGAAGCAUUUAAGUACUCUUUCAAAACUUCCUCAUGCCAUCUUUCAAAUCUUGUUGAAUGAAGGAGGACGUGAACUGUCUGCGGAGGCAUUAAGCUUGCUAAACACCAAGUAUGCGGACUUACCAUACAUGGAAUAUUUGCGAAAGAAGGAGGAAAGAACAGAUGUUCUACUGCGGUUUUUUGCCUCAGAUAAUGUGAUCUGCUUUGAUGUCUCACCAAAUCAGGACUACCUGGUAUGCGAGUGUUCGAAUGACACAAUUCAUCUGUGGUCGCUCCGUACUGGCCAGCUAAUGUGGACACGUUCUACGCUGGUAUCAAACAAUGAUUUUCAGGAGCACCUAGGGAUUGCAUGGGAUUUCCUUUCCCCAUUUCACCGGUCAGUAGUUUUCCAUCCAACCUUAGACCUGAUCUUACAAGGGACUCUGUGUCAGGGUUAUACCUUGGUCGGAGACGUGAAACCUCUUUUCCGUUCGAGCGAGUGCCGAUUCUUAGUUUGUUCAAUAUCUGGCGACAAAAGCACGAUGCUGACUGACUGUCUGGACGGGAAUUGCGUCAUCCAGUGGAGUCUAAAAGAUGGAAGUGAAAUUAGUCGUUUUACACACGAAUGCGAAAUUGUAUCUUUUGCUUGGUCUGCUAGUGGAAGACGGAUGGUGAUCGUCGAUUCUGACAAGUGCGUAUACCUCAUUGACAUGAAUGAUGGAUUUGAGACUCUAAUAUGUGCUUCAGCUUCACGAUAUGUUAAGUUAACUCCUGACUGCCGGUUUUUUUUCUGUUUGGUUUCGGAUGACGAUGAACACGUUUGGUGUCUGGUGCCCAAGCUUUUUUGUUUAGAUAUUGACAGGAACACUAAGUCAAUAUAUAGUUUGGAUUGCUUUUUUACGACGAGGUCCUACCAGUACGCCUCAGAGUUUGAAACUUGCAAUGAGAGUGGUUUCUUAUCAGGAGAUCCCUUUUGGUGUUCAUCUAUAAGAUCAUUCCUUUCUGUGGAUUUUGCACUUGUACUAAAAAAGCAGAUGUUACUAAGAGUUUCCCCUUACAGUAAAGUGAUUGAAAUGUGUCGCCUUAAUGACGUAAGGGAGUGGAGAGGUGAGAGUAGCGAUGAAGCGGGACUAAGCAUAGAACCCGUUGACAUUACGACAGAGAGAGCCGAAAAUAACGAUCUAACGGAACAUAACCUACUAGAAAUCAACGAUAUGCUGGAACAGAAAGCUGGAUUCGAUGUUCUGUCAGGACAGAGAGCUGAAGUUGCUGAUCCAUCAGAACAGAGAGCUGAACUCGGUGGCCAAGUUGAACAGACAAUGGAACGUAACAACUCUACGGAAAAGAGAGAUGAACUUGAUGACUUUGUGGGAGAACGAACGGCAUUUAAUGACCCACCAGAAAAGAGGCUCAAACUCGAUGAACUGUCAGGACGAUUGGAAAUUGAUUUAUGCAGCUUAUCAGAGAAUGGAGCUGAUUCUUAUUCUAACGGGGAUGAUCAGGAACAACAGGAACCCCUACUUGAGGACAUAGAGGGAAACGGUUUUGUUGAAGAUGAUUACUUUAAACCAGCAGUUGACGUUUAUUUCUCUGUUGAUGGUGACUAUCUUUAUACUGUGAAAGGUACAAGGAUCCAGCGAAUAAAUCUUGUGACUGGCGAUGUUUUAAGUAAAAGGAUUAGAAAAAAGGGAUUUAUGAAUCUUGUGCCCGUCAAAAGAGGUGUCCUAUUUCAAAUAAAAUUUGAAACGCUUGAGUUGUGGAACUCUGAGUUGUCUGUUUGCAUGCAAAGGUGGACUGGCUUUUUCUUGGUUGUUGUACCCUUAUCAGAGAAACGAGUCGCCUUGUAUACAAUUAAGGAUCUCCGACAGGAAGUCAUCACUCUAGAUACAACAAGUGAAAAAAUUGUGUCAACAAUUGCAAGUUUUGAUGGUAUGUUUUUGGCAUGUAAUAAUAAAUAUGAAGUGCUAACGGCCACUGAUGCAAAGUUUCUGCAGCUGUGGCGUAAAAACCAAGUGCUAUGGAAAAGUUCUAUUCAGGUAGAUCUACAAAGCUGUUACAAAAAUGUUUUAUUUUCUCCUACUGAAGAAUACAUCGUCACUUAUGCUAUAACUGGCUCUUACGUCCUCGACGCAGUUUCGGGAAAAGUGAUUCGUCAAUUGGAGAACAUGGUUGUAGAUAACAUUAAGUUUAUCAGUAACGAGGACUGCAUUGUGGGCUUGAAUGAUCCAAGAGGUUUGUGUCUUCGAUUAUACAACGUUAUAUCUGGUGAUCUUCUUAGUGAAAUUGUAGAGGAACGACGAAUUCCAAGUUAUGCAGUUUGUCCUUGUAAGCGCUUGGUCGCAAUUGGCUUUGGAAACCUCAGGGACUAUUUUGAAAUCAUUCAAGUGAAGCUGCCAGGCGACAAAGAAAAGACGAAAAUCAAAAGGUUGAACCUUCCAAAGUAAGACAUCUACAGAGAUUUACAGUUUCGUUGCAGAAUGGGAAAGACAUUGUCUGAAAGGCUGUAUUCUUCUAGUCCCGACAUCUGAACAGGAGAGACCGCUGAUCGAGAUUGAAGCGAGUAAAAGAAUGAUCUUAGUGACAAAGCUGUUCAAGGUUUUAAAUGAUUUUUUUUUGUUGGGAGAGACUUCAUAAACAUUUUUAACUGUUCUUAGCGUAAACUUGAGACAAACAUUUAACCCUGUAACUCCCAUGAGUGACCAAGACGGAAUUUCUCCUUACAAAAUCAAUAGAAUAUCAACCAGAUAAGUAAUGAGAAUAAAGAAAAAUCUCAAUUUGGGGAUGAGUUAAUCCAACACUAAAUUCUCUGAGCUAAUUUUAUAAGAAUUGUAAGGUUGACGGUAAGGAGAAUUAUAAAUUGGAUCUGGGAGUUAAAGGGUUAACUAUAUAUUUUAUUUCUCCUCUGGUGUUUAAUCACCCAGCUACAAGCUGAGAAAUUGUUUUAUGGAAGCGGAGUGUAGUAAGCAUUUAGUUUAGUGUUGAUUUGCAACUCGUUUAACUCGUGAGAUUUCUCAAGGAAAACGAAAAAGGUAUUGACAAAAUGUACAGUUCUCAGAAAGGCCUUAACUUCCUUUUCUGCAAAAGUACUUGUACAGCUUUAGAUUGUUAGAGAAGAAGAGAGAAAGAGCUUGUGGUACCACUGGUGAUUCUCUCGUAUUUUUCGUGUGAAAGAGGCACUUUCAACUGUGUGUAAAUAAGAAACCAGCUAAAUUUAAAUCAAUUUUAUGUGUACAUAGCUUAUACCGGUCUAGUUGAAGAUGGAACCAGAAUGACCGCGAGGCAAUCAUUUUUCAACAUUAUUUCCAGGAAAAAAGAAGGAUAUUCAAUGCAGUGAUUCUGGAUACAAAUUAGUUUGCGUUGUUUUUGAAAUUUGAAGACAUUACUUAGUUUUUGAAAAUACUUUCUUUUAUCGGGAAUGGGGGCUGUAGUCACUCAAAGUGAAGUAGUUUUAGAAUAAAAUCAAAACGGAGAAGA